GUAAUUUGGUAGACAAACUUGGUCCCCUUAGUUUCAUGCUGGAAAACUUUUUGUACAAUUGGACCACAAAUCUUUAUUCUUUGUUUUUCUUCCACCUGUUAUAAACCAAGCUUUUUGGUUAUAAACAUCUUCAUAUUUGAAUUUGGCACAAAUCUAAGCCAUCAUAAAUACACAACACUGAAGAGUGCCUCUAAUGGGUAAUAACAAGUUCAGAUUCUCAGAUAUGAUUCCAAAUGCUUGGUUCUAUAAGCUCAAAGAUAUGAGCAAAUCAAGGAAGAGGAAUGGAUCUCAUCAUGUUUUGAAGAACAACACCAGUAGCAAGGUUACUUCACCAACAACAUCACAAAGGUCACAUCCAAGGUGUUCGAAUUAUUUCCCCAAUGAAGCUUUUAUAAGAGCUGGUAAGUUAUACAACAUCCCAAUUCACAAUAAUAAAGAGUUUUUUGGUGGAACCAUUCCAUGUCCAUUGAUUGAUUCUUCACCAAGAAUGUCAUCAUCAAAGAGAAGGUCUAGGAGGAAAACCAUUUACAAGCCUUCUCCAACUGUUGUUUCUUCUUCAACUUUCAUGGUCAAUUCUAAUUUUGAUUCGGCACACAACAACAUUCAGUCACCAAAUUAUGAUGCUUCUUCCGUUGAAAGCUCUUCUGAAUCUGAUGAUGAUUUCCAUGAAUAUGUCUACUCUGAGUCUGAAUGUGAAAGCUUUUCAGUUCCGGAUUUGCUUAAUGGUAUAGACUCCAAUUGCAGCUGCAGGGUUAGUUCUUCAACAAAUGACAUCAUAAUUGACAUGAACAGUGAACAUUUCAAGGGGGAUAUGAGCAAGAAAGAUGGGCUUGAGACGAUUUCGCAAUCAGGCCUUGCUCCUAUAUUGACAAAGUCAGAGAGGUUUGAUGACAAGGUCAUUGAGUCCGAAGCCGCCGAGUCUAGGAGAAGUUCAACUGAAUUGGAUGAUGAGUCUCUCAAUGUCAAAUCCAGCAUAGAGGAAAGCAAUGGCAGAGAAUUUAGGCGGCGAAAGAGUGGUCAUGUAUCUCGCCGGCUGCCUACCAACUCUCCGUCCGGAAUAAAGCUAAGAGUCAAUUCUCCAAAACUAGCUAGCAGAAAGAUUCAAGCCUACGCAAGAAAGAGUGUUUCUUCCAAUGGAAGUAAGAGUUCAAGGAAUGCAGGGUUUCCGGAUGGAUAUGCUGUGGUUAAGUCCUCGUUUGAUCCGCAAAGUGACUUUAGGGAGUCAAUGUUAGAGAUGAUUGUCGAGAACAAUAUCCGUGCGUCAAAGGAUCUGGAGGACUUGCUUGCCUGCUACCUCUCCCUAAAUUCAAGUGAAUUCCAUGAUCUCAUUGUUAAAGCAUUUGAGCAGAUAUGGUUUGAUUUGGCUCAACUUAGAAUGUAAAUUUCUCAUAUAUUAAUUAUUAUCCGAUGUAUGUUUAUAUAAUCUUGUAACUACCAUAAUUCUCUCUAAAACUUAUG
Arachis stenosperma is the source of this 1458-nucleotide messenger RNA. Its product is annotated as transcription repressor OFP2-like. NCBI's taxonomy places the organism in Eukaryota, Viridiplantae, Streptophyta, Magnoliopsida, Fabales, Fabaceae. The transcript has a single exon. Gene Ontology annotation, biological process: negative regulation of DNA-templated transcription. The record is from RefSeq and is a predicted model, not a curated record. Gene Ontology annotation, molecular function: DNA binding. The coding region runs from base 194 to 1381 and encodes 395 amino acids.